CAUGAAGAACACCAGAAUUUCUUUCACUUUCAUGGCUGUACUUCUUGUCGGAUUGAGCUGGGAACAGUUUGUUCUUGGCCAGAAUCAGCUUGCCAGCCCUGCAGCACUGCCAUUUAUCUUGUCCAUGGCCAACGCUCAGCUCUCCAAUUUGAGCUCAAUCAUCAACGCCGAACUCAGUAGCCACUUCCGUUUUUGCUCCAGAGACACGGAUGUUGAUUGGAACAGAGCGUUUAACUUCUCAUCUAAUCUGGAUUUCUUGUCUUCUUGCCUACAGAAGAUGAAUGGACAGCGCCUGUGUACAGCAGCAGAAAUCAAGUUUUACUUUGACAGUAUCAUCCUUCAGGCUCCCCCAACUGCUUCAACAGCUUCCUUCCUCAAACUGAAACUUAACAACAAUUGUAAUUUGACAUCUUGGGCUUCUGGUUGUGAGCCAGGAUGGGCAUGCAGUGUCGGUCCGGAUCAGCUCGUCGACCUUACUAAUUCCCAGCAAAUUCCUUCAAGAAUCCAUGAUUGCCAAGCUUGUUGCGAUGGUUUCUUCUGUCCUCAGGGUCUUACAUGCAUGAUUCCAUGCCCUUUAGGAUCCUAUUGUCCCCUUGCCAAGUUGAAUGAAACAACUGGAGUAUGUGAACCAUAUCUUUACCAGCUACCACCUGGGCGGCCCAACCAUACCUGUGGAGGAGCAAACAUGUGGGCUGAUGUUGGUCGAAGUGGAGAGAUUUUCUGUUCAGAUGGAUCAUUUUGUCCAUCAACCACCCAAAAAAUUCCUUGUGAUAAUGGAUAUUACUGCAGAAAGGGUUCAACUUCUCAGAAUAGAUGCUUCAAGCUUACUUCAUGUGAUGCUAACACUGCAAAUCAGAAUAUCCAUGCUUAUGGAGUAAUACUUUUAGUGGGUUUGAGCACUGUGCUACUCAUAAUUUACAAUUUCUCCGACCAAGUUCUUAGUGCUAGAGAAAGGAGACUGGCUAAAUCCAGGGAGGCAGCAGCAAACAGUGCAAAGACAACAGCAAAAGCACAACAAAGGUGGAAAGCUGCGAAAAAAGCUGCAAUGAAGCAUGCAAGUGGUUUGCAAGUUCAACUAUCACGAAAGUUUUCACAUGUGAAAAGCUCGGAUACAGAACAAUUUAAGAUUUUGGAUCAAUCCAAAUCUGAUAUGGACAAUGAUUUAUCAACGUCAUACUCACGUAUCCCAACCACAUCAUCCGCUUCGUCUGUGCCCAUUGAAGGAAGAACAGAUAGCCAGACUGGUCACAUGGGAAUGAUACAUGAAAUUGAAGAAGACCAUGAUGAUCAUGAAGGCCUUCAUAAUGAAACUAGAAAUGAAAAGGGUAUUAAAAAACAUGUGCCAAAGGGAAAGCAUUCAAGUACUCACAGCCAGAUGUUUCAGCAUGCUUACAUGCAACUCGAGAAAGAAAAGGUUCAGCAGCAAGAGAAUCAAAAUCUUACUUUCUCAAGUGUAAUUAAAAUGGCAACUAAUCCAGAGAAUAAAAGGCGCCCUCCUAUUGAAGUUUCAUUUAAAGACCUAAACCUUACUUUGAAAACAAAAAACAAGCACCUUUUGAGAUGUGUCACUGGAAACAUCAAGCCCGGCCGGAUCACUGCUGUCAUGGGUCCAUCUGGGGCUGGAAAAACAACGUUUCUUUCUGCUUUGGCAGGAAAAGCAAUUGGAUGCAAGACUACAGGUUCUAUUCUAAUAAAUGGAAAGAAUGAAUCAAUUCUGUCAUAUAAAAGAAUUAUGGGUUUUGUACCUCAAGAUGAUAUUGUCCAUGGGAACUUGACAGUGGAAGAGAAUCUAUGGUUCAGUGCAAACUGCAGGCUUUCUGUGGAGUUAUCCAAAGCAGAUAAGGUUCUAAUUGUUGAAAGAGUUAUCGAGUUCUUGGGGCUCCAGACUGUGAGAAACUCCUUGGUCGGGACAGUGGAAAAGCGAGGAAUCUCUGGAGGACAAAGGAAGAGGGUGAAUGUCGGGUUAGAAAUGGUGAUAGAGCCUUCGAUUUUGCUGUUAGAUGAGCCAACAUCUGGUUUGGACAGUUCUUCUUCCCAACUGCUUCUUAGAGCACUCAGGAGAGAAGCUCUUGAAGGUGUGACCAUCUCCAUGGUGGUUCAUCAACCAAGCUACACCUUAUACAAAAUGUUCGACGAUUUGGUUCUUCUUGCAAAAGGUGGUUUUACUGUUUAUCAUGGACCAGCAAGGAGAGUUGAAGAAUACUUUGCUGGCCUUGGAAUCCAUGUCCCGGAACGUGUUAACCCUCCAGAUCACUUCAUUGAUAUUUUGGAGGGUAUUAUGACACCAAAUGCAGAUAUUAGCUAUGAAGAGCUUCCUGUUAGAUGGUUGCUUCAUAAUGGUUACCCAGUACCAGCAGAUUUGCAGCAGAUCUCAGCCAGACACACUACAAGCAUGGCAGAUGUGGAGCGAACUAAUGGAACGAGCAACCAUGUUCUUGUCGAGCCACAACCUUCUUUAGCUGGGGAGUUAUGGCAGGGCAUGAGAAGUAAAGUUGAGGAACAUCAUGACAAGUUAAGAAUGCUUUUGAAGACCAAAGAUUUGUCCCAUAGAAGAACUCCAGGCAUACUUAAGCAGUACAAAUUCUUUCUUGGGAGAAUCGGUAAGCAGAGAUUACGGGACUCGAGAAUACAAGUUAUAGAUUAUUUGACCUUACUUCUUGCUGGUGCCUGCCUUGGACCGAUUUCUGAUUUGAGCGACCAGUCAUUUGGUGUUUAUGGUUAUCCUUUCACCAUUAUUGCAGUUUCUCUUCUAGGAAAAAUUGCGGCUUUGAGAACAUUUUCUUUGGAUAAGUUGGAGUAUUGGAGAGAGAGUUCUUCGGGCAUGAGCAGUUUGGCUUAUUUUCUCGCAAAGGACACGGUUGACCAUUUUAAUACAGUGAUAAAGCCGCUGGUGUAUCUAUCUAUGUUCUAUUCCUUCGCAAACCCGAGAUCUUCCUUUACAGAUCAUUAUGUUGUUUUACUCUGCCUUCUGUACUGUGUCACGGGCAUGGCUUAUUCUUUGGCUAUCCUCCUUCAGCCUGGUGCAGCUCAACUGUGGUCAGCCAUUUUUCCUGUUGUCUUAACCCUCUUUAUAACAAGGCCUCAAACUAGUUCAGCAAUGAAGACUCUGUCUAAUCUUUGUUACCCCAAAUGGGCUUUGGAAGCAUUAGUGACUGCAAAUGCGGAAAGGUACGACGGAGUGUGGCUGAUAACUCGCUGUGGAGUUUUGAAUGGGAGUGGAUUUGACAUUCAUGACUGGGGCCAAUGCCUACUCCUCCUAAUGGUCACAGGUGUGAUUUUCCGAAUACUUUCAUAUGUUUGUUUGUUGAUCGUUCGAAGAAAGUGAUGCCUUGACCGCAAGACUCAGUCCCCUCUGCCAUUUUCUUCAAGUAGUAAGCAACCUAGAGCAACAAUACCCCAUUUUCAGGCACCUUUCAUUAUGGACUUCCCUAUCACACGAAGAUACAGUUCAGAAAUUGCAUAUAUUUGAUAUAAGAUCCUUGCUCUCUUACUUAGCAAUGUUGCCUCCUCAGCCUGAUUCAUGGUACUCUUAUGGUGAAAGUUAAAGCAGGUGAAGCCAAACCCAGCUUUCUCUGUAUCUAACUGCAUUAAUUCCUCCAUCAAGCUUCAAUU
This is a messenger RNA of Cucurbita maxima (winter squash), 3612 nucleotides long. RefSeq names its product ABC transporter G family member 24-like. Gene Ontology annotation, molecular function: ATP hydrolysis activity; ATP binding; ABC-type transporter activity. Bases 2 to 3325 code for a protein of 1107 amino acids. The record is from RefSeq and is a predicted model, not a curated record. The transcript is spliced from 14 exons. NCBI's taxonomy places the organism in Eukaryota, Viridiplantae, Streptophyta, Magnoliopsida, Cucurbitales, Cucurbitaceae.